AUGUCAUGUUAUCAACCUUUCAUACGUUUAUACUUCGCCAGAGCCUUACUCCAUGCUCCUCGCGUCUUGCUGACUUCGAUUGCUUUUUGUGCUUUGUAUGCUUUCAUUUCUGGAAAAUUGAUGUCGACUCCUUUUACGUCCGCUCAGUCGGCGGCUCACUCAGAACUCACACUAAAUGCGAUCGGUGAAAUUUUGGAUCGAAAGACUUCCGUCGCCCAAAUUAUGUCGCGGACUGUGGAGAACCUGAACCAUGCGUAUGAAUCGAGGGAUUCUGCUCCAGAAGAGCAUAUUUAUAAUCUUUUUAAGAUGCCAGAUCGGGAAGAAGCGAGUAUUACGAAGCUAAUCAAGGUUUUAAAGUCUUUUGGUUUACGGGAAUCGGACCCUCGGCUGAAACAGACGAUGGAAAAGAUUAAGAAGAUGGAAGAUGAAGAUGAUGAUGCGAGAAAUUUUACUUUGGAUAAAGAGUCGUUCAAAGAGUGCAUUCAUCCUUCUGUUCAACUCAUUUCUCAAGCAUUACGAAACAAUCUCAUCAUCCCAUCUUGGGGAGAAUUUUGUGCAAAAAUUAGAGAUCUCUUUGAGGAGAGCCGAUGUGAAACGUCUGGUGAAGUUGCCACAUACAUUCCACAGCUGGCUCGUCAAGGCCCCGAAAUUUGGGGAAUGUCUAUAUGUACCAUAGAUGGACAACGAGUGUCUUUCGGUGAUGCUCGAUACAACUUUUGUGUUCAAAGUGUUAGCAAAGCUUUCAACUAUGCGAUUGUGUCUUCGGACUUAGGAGCUGAUUUCGUUCACUCGUAUGUAGGACAUGAGCCUAGUGGACGUCUCUUUAACGAGAUCUGCUUAGAUCCCAAUGGAAAGCCCCACAAUCCUAUGAUUAAUGCUGGAGCUAUCAUCGUGACUUCCUUGAUAAGAAAUAAUCUAUCAAUGGCAGACAGAUUUGAUUUUGUGCUUGCCGAAUAUAGAAAACUGGCUGGCGGAGAACAUGUUGGCUUUAAUAAUGCAACGUUCUUAUCGGAACGUGAUACUGCUGAUCGAAACUAUGCCCUUUCUUAUUACAUGAAGGAAAAUAAGUGUUUCCCUCCUGGAACUCAGGGACUACGGGAGGAACUCGAUUUUUAUUUCCAACUUUGCUCCUUAGAAACAAAUUGCGAAACUGCUGCUGUUAUGGCAGCCACGUUGGCUAAUGGGGGUGUUUGUCCAUUGACUGAUGAAUUAUGCAUUCAUCCUCGGCCAUGUAGAGAUGUCCUCUCACUUAUGUAUUCUUGCGGAAUGUAUGACUAUUCGGGAAAAUUCGCCUUCCAGGUUGGGCUUCCUGCUAAGUCAGGCGUUUCUGGAGUGAUGAUCGUUGUGGUCCCUAACUUGAUGGGUAUCGCAUUGUUUUCUCCAAGAUUGGAUAAGAUGGGAAAUAGUGCAAGAGGAGUCGCAUUCUGUCAGAAGUUAAUUGACACCUUCAACUUCCACAACUAUGAUAGUUUGCUGCAUGCUGACUCCAAGAAAUUAGAUCCCCGACGAAGAUUGGGUAAUAGAGACACUGAGCUUGUUGUGAGUCUCCUAUUCUCUGCAAAGAAUGGUGAUCUUGAAGCCAUUAAGAGAAUGACCAUACAAGGAUGUAAUAUGGAAGUGGCUGAUUAUGAUGGAAGAACAGCUUUACACGUUGCCGCUGCCGAAGGAAAUCUUGAAGUUUGUCGGUAUUUGGUAGAACGAGCUCAUGUUUGCAUUAAUCCUAAAGAUAGAUGGGGUCACACUCCAAUUGAUGAUGCUCGUACAUUCCGACAUGAAUUUGUACAGGAGUAUUUGAUGACGGCAUAUUGUAAUGGAUUACCUAAUGGUAUGGGCAACUUCCCCUCUCAGUGUGAUACUCCAGCUUCUGAAUAUUCUGAUGGUGACCAAGGAGCUGCAGACACUGAAGAGGAAAUCAACGUGAUAACUGUGAGCGAAGCGGAUUCAUCUAUAAUUCUGGAAACACCGACUAUCAACUUACCAGAGAAUACAUCUUUCGGUCAAACAAUUAAGAAAGGUCCCGCUCGCAUAUGGAAUGGUAGGAAGCUAUUAUCGACGACAGAGGAGGAAGAUAUUAAAGAGGAUGGAGAUGUUUAA
Molecule: messenger RNA, 2094 nt
Organism: Auanema sp. JU1783
Lineage: Eukaryota; Metazoa; Nematoda; Chromadorea; Rhabditida; Rhabditidae
Source: the annotation of a GenBank genome assembly